AUGACAGGAAGAUCUACCGAGCCACCUGCCGUCCUUCACACGGCACAACCACCAGCUGCGCUCAAACAAUCUUCGACAUCUUCAAUGGCACCCAUAUGGAAACAAUUCGAUGACUACACCGGCCCUGAUUGUAUCACCCCCUGCCCAAAUGAGGUACUUCAUAACAUCUGCAGCAACCUACCUUUUGACGUCGUCAAGAAUUUUCGCCUCGUCUGUAGGAUCUUCGGAAAGAUUGGCAACGACCAUCUCAAUGCACAAGCUCAUGUGUGUUUCAAACGAACGUCGUUCCAGGAGCUUCAGCGUCUCUCGACCUCCGAUCUUCGGAAAAGCAUCCGCUCGCUCUGCUUCGACGCCAACCGCUACAACGAACAAUUCACAUUCGAAAAAUGGCGCAGAGUGGUCAGAGUAACAUCCAAUAUCGGGCGUAGCCAAGAGAAUCAAGAUGCGUACGACCGCUUCAGACAUUACUACGUAGAUCAAGACGCCAUCGUGCAGGAAGACCUUCAUGUCGAGAGUAUCGCAACUCUGCUCAGAAACUGCCCCAAACUACACACUGUAGAAAUUUGGUCAGCCUACGAGAACCUUCGCAUUAUGCAAAAGGCAGUUCCUGUGUUCGCCGACGCAGGGAUCUCCCCCAGAAGCCGCAGAGGGAAUUUCGUACAUGGCGUUCAUGCUAUCAAAGAUGUCAUGCAAGCAGCCAAUCAGACCCGCACUCGCUUGAAGCGACUGUUUGCUGGACGCUUGUCUCAGACGCUGUUCCAUCUCGAGGCUGUCGACACCGAAAUCAUCAAGACCGGCCUUGAGAAAGUGGAAUGUCUGUCCCUCGAAAUCGAUGAGCCUCAUCCUACUACGAACUUUGAAGCCACGAGUUGGGUUAAGCUGUCCGAGGGGGCACUUUCCAAGCUAUUAGGAGCUGCAUCGGACGUACGGUACUUGUCCGUUCGCUCGUGUGACUCUUGGAGUCCCGCUAUAGCGACCCUGUAUCUCAAUCACAUCUUCGGAAAGCAUGUUUUCCACUGCCUUCGGGCCCUACACCUCAGGAGUGUUGCAACCAACUCGAAAGGCCUGAGUAAGAUCCUGAUUGAGCACAAAGAAACGCUCAGAUAUGUUCAUCUCACUAAUUUCAACAUGGUCAACAACAACGAUAACUGGAACGAUUUUUUCAGUGUCAUGUGUCAACAGCUUCCCCAAGCCCGCAAGUUCCUACUUUAUGGCGACUGGAAAGGUGGCAACAGGGCAAGCUGGAGCUUUGGUCAUAUGUCUGACGGUAAGUCAUCGUUGAGGACUCAUGCUAUGAACAGAUACAUUCGUAAGGGCGGUGAUCUGCCUACAACAGACGAGAAGUGUCGUCAGCAGAUUCCCAACUGCCGCGUAGUUGAGAGAAGUCUUCGAAGUCCUCAUGUUGCCUCGAGGUCUGGUCAUCCAGGCUUUCGUAGACUUGUGAACGCAUCAGAACACACAGAGUAUAUCGACGAACCCGACUCUGAUUCUGAGUGGUUGUCCGACGACGAAGAUGAAGACUUGAAGUUCUGGAAGGCGCACUUGUGA
Molecule: messenger RNA, 1548 nt
Organism: Aureobasidium pullulans EXF-150
Lineage: Eukaryota; Fungi; Ascomycota; Dothideomycetes; Dothideales; Saccotheciaceae
Exons: 1
Coding region: 1-1548 (515 amino acids)
Molecular function (GO): protein binding
Source: RefSeq, a predicted model, not a curated record